GGCUCUGCAUCUUUUGUCCCCUUUUUUGUCUCAUCGUUUGUUCCAUACUCUUAUUAUUAUUAUUAUUUUGGCACCGGGGCAACAACAGAGCAUAGAACAGGGGAUCCCAAGCUGUCCACAAGAAGUUAUAUUCGACAAAUAUAUAUAUAUAUAUAUAUAUACAGUUGUAAAUCUGUUAGAGAAGAAAUCUAGGAUUGUAAUGCAUAAGGCAUACAACAAUUUCAUUCUUAAUAUUGCCCUUUUUGUCUGGACAAAUGACAUACUCAAUUUGGCUUGAGUUGGUCUAAUUAAAAAAAAAGAUUUUUGGCUUUUUUCUUUUGGGUGAGGAAUGACAAUUAGAAUUCAUAUUGAAUAAGAAAUAUCAAAUAAAUAAAAAUAAUUAUAAAUUAAUAAAGCACAAAUAAAAAACUGUGGGUUAUUAGAGAAAAUAAAAAUUGUACCGAGUGUACCUAAUUGUAAAAUUUACACUCAUUUUGCAAUUAAUUUCUCUAUUUUCUAUUUAUUCCCCUUAUAUUUGAUCCAAAUUAAGGCUAUGUUAAGAAACAGUUAAAUUAGCCAAAAGUUCCUUUCAUACAAAAGUCAGUCAAUUCUCCCUACAAUUUUUUUUUUUUUUGGUAUUAAAAAUUUAAAAAUUACUAAAAAAAUUCCAAACAAACCCUCAGUUCCAACCAACCGUCAUAUGGAAGUUCGGUACUUCUCUUUUCCCGGUUCUCUCUCUCUAAGUUCUCCCUCUCUCCUCUUCAACAUCAAACUGAGAUGAUUUCUUCACUUGCAACAAAACUUCGAUUCCAAUAAGGUCUAACGAUCAAGAUCGGGGUCAGAUUCACCCAUAUAGCAUAUGGGCUAAAAGAUCGAUGAGAAUCCAAAAUCUCAAAUCUCUCUUAACUCUCAUCGAAACUUGCCGAAAUCUUCCACUUCUGAAGCAAAUUCAUGCAAGAUCUAUCAUUCUUGGCCUAACCUAUAACCAAUUCAUCCUAACCAAACUUGUCAGUUCGUUUUUAUCAAUCCCAUGCCUUAAUUACGCGACAAGACUGUUUGAUAGAACUCACGAGCUCGGUGUUUUUAUCUGGAAUGCGAUGAUCAAGGGCUAUUCUUUGUCUCAGAGUCCGAUUAUGGCGAUUCUGAUGUAUAACAAAAUGCGGGUUAGCGAAAACGUUGUGGCGGAUAAUUAUACGUACCCUUUUGUUUUCAGAGCUUGUGCUAAUGUUUUUGCUGUAGAGAAAGGGAGAGAGGUUCAUGGGAUUGUUGUGAGAAUUGGGUUCGAUUCGGAUCGGUUUGUGCAGAGUUCUUUGCUUAAUCUUUAUACUGUGUGUGGUGAAAUUAGGAGUGCACGGAAGGUGUUUGAUGAAUUUGAGGGGAAAGAUGUUGUGUUUUGGAAUGCUAUGAUAUUGGGUUAUUCAAGAGAAGGGUUGGUUUUUGAAGCUUUGGAGGUUUUCGAGGAGAUGAUUGAAAUGGGAGAGGUUAAACCCAAUGAAGGGACGAUUUUGAGUUUGAUUUCGGUUUCUAUGGUGUUGAAAGAUUUAAAAAUGGGGAGGGAAAUUCAAGGGUACAUUAAGAAAGAGAUUGAUUUGAGUAAAGGAGUAAAAUUGGGUGCUGCAUUGAUUGAUUUGUAUUCAAAAUGUGGGCGUUUGGAUGAUGCAAGAAAAUUAUUUGAUGAAAUGCCUGAAAAGAAUGCUGUUGUGUGGAACUCUUUAAUUUGUGGGUACUCUAAAGCAGGAUCUUUGCGCGAAGCAAUUGAUCUUUUCAGGGAAAUGUAUAAUUCAAAUGUAAAACCUGAUAGGUUUACAAUCUCUGCCUUGUUAGGUGCAUGUGCACAAACUGGUGCUUUCAAUUUAGGAAACUGGGUCCGGAAAUUUGCUGAAAACAGUGGAAUUUGGGAUACCCAUAUUGGGACCUCUUUGAUAGACAUGUAUGCAAAAUGUGGUUUUAUUUUGAUGGCAAGAGAAGUAUUUGACCAGGUACCUAAGAGGGAGAGGACUGUGGCUACAUGGAAUGCCAUCAUCUCAGGAUAUGCUUCACACGGGCAUGCUGAACCUGUGAUAGAGCUCUUCAAUGAGAUGAAAAGAUUGGAGACCAGACCAGAUUCUAUCACCUUCCUUGCUGUUUUACAUGCUUGUGCUCAUGUAGGUUUGGUUGAGAAAGGUAAACAAUACUUUGAUUCGAUGAAGUAUUAUAAUAUCACCCCGAACGUUGAGCACUAUGGCUGCAUGGUUGAUCUUCUAGGCCGAGCGGGGCUUGUAAAUGAAGCCAAGGAGCUUAUAAUGAGAAUGGAGAUUGAACCAAAUGCUAUUGUAUGGGGAGCAUUGCUCAGUGCUUGCAGUAUUCAUGGUAAUGUCGAGAUUGGUGAGUGGGUAGCUCACCAUAUCUUUAAGUUGGAUGCAAUGGAUGGUGGGUCUUACGUGCUCUUGGGGAAUUUGUAUGCAGCGGCUAGAAGAUUUAAUGGAGUUAAGGCAGUUAGAGAGAUGAUGGUGAAAAGGGGGAUAUGUAAACCUCCUGGAUGUAGCAUGAUUGAGAUUGAUGAUGUUGUUCAUGAGUUUCUUGUUGCAGACAAGUUACACUGCAGGUCACUAGAGAUUUAUGCAGUUUUGGAUGAAUUGAGCAUGAAGCUCAAGAUGGCAGGCUAUGUGCCCAUGGUUGUUCUAGAUGAAGAGGGUUUCAUAUGAAAAUUUCCAGAAGAAAGGGAAAAUCAGGGGAGCAGUUUAUUGCCGUGAUCCUGCACCUGUAAAAGAUUUUUAGUUUCUGAAGAUCUUCCUUGGCAGUCCAUGGAAUUCAAUAUCUAUAGCAUGCUUUCAACUCUUUCAGUUUGAUGCAGAUAUGGACAUUUCUUUGAAGGAAUUUUAUUGUGUUUUCGGAGUUAUUUGUAUUAGUCAAGACUUGAAUAACUAAAUGCUAAAAGCUUGAGCUGACAAGUGUGAGAAUGCACAUUUGAGGCCAUGGGAAGCCAUUUUUUAGUGUUGUACCCAGUCUACCCCUCCGGCACCCCAGAUUGACAGAACCACCAUCUGGUAAUGUCCCGUCUUUUAAGAUACUUUGUUACCCUCUGACAUAUCUUUUUAAGGGCUGAUAAGCUGAAUGGCUUUUUUGCGGGGAACUGAAGCAUGCACUUUGUCAGUGGUUGUAAGAUCAAUGUAGAAAUGAACAUUACAAAGGCAAAAAGGUAUAAUGCUCCUUGGGAAGUCCUUAUUUGGAGGUCAUAAGCAAAAUGUUGUGAGUGCACAAAGGAAGGAUGAAAGCUCUCUAGUCUGUUAGGAGGAAGAAUACUCAAUGAUUUAACUUCUUACCCACAAGAAGCAAAGGGAAAAGAUACAACAAAAGCAAAACCUUUUGUAGGAGCCUGCAUUUUUCCACUCUUCAAUAGUGUUAUGGAUACACGGCUUUCCUUUGUAUGUAAAGCCUUGUUUGGUGAAGAUUUUACGAAGACGAAAAAAAUGACAUGUGUGAAGCUAGGUAGAUGGAUUAAAGUGGAAUUCAGGUGAAACUACAUAGACUAUUAGUGCAAUUUAUUCAUUUAUAUUUUUUUGUAGGAAUUGCUAAAAUACCAAUGUGAGUUACAUAUGACUUUUUUUUUUUUUUUUUUUUUUGUGUCUAAAAUGAUAAUGACAAUUAACAAAGAGACUACAUUGAAAUAUAAUUAGAAGUGUGAGUUUUAAAUUGAUGAAAUUAAAACUAUAGAGGAAACUAAAGUGAAGUCUUGAUGAAACUAGAGGGAAUUUACUCUAUUUAUUUUUUCUUUUGUGAAGAGGGAACAACUUUAAUUUAUGCCUUUUAACUCUUAACUUGUUAGAAGUGCAAAACUUUGGGAAAUUGACAAUCAUAAUUUCUAAGGGCAUGUUUGUUUUGCAAAUUUGCAAUUAAGAGGGUAACUCCUGCAUGUUCUGGCAUUGUUCUGUAUCUAUUAAAUGGAUUAAUUACCCUCGUGUGCAUGUUUUAUUUUCACCGUAUACUCAUCCCUGUAUAACCUAUCCAUUCACCAUAAUGAUUAAAACUGGCAAACAAACAAGCCCUAGUUUCAUGAAAUGGGUAAUUAUUCAGCCCAAUUUAUCUUUUUGCACAAUUUGAUUGAGAGUACCACAUACACAUAUUACAUGACUACUGAAUAUUUAUUUUAUUCUGUUUUUUUUUUUUUUUUUGAAAGCAUUCAAAACUAGGACUGAGCAUUGAUCAUCAAGGGCAUCUAAGGUUCUGUUUGGGUGACCCCAUUUUUAUGUUCUUUAACUUUAUCCAAAGGUAAACUGGGCUGUCACACACAGGCACUGUGAGAGAGAGAUAGAUAAGUGAUUUUGUGGUCCAUGAAAGAGAGAGAGCUUUUUUAUUAGGUGCUUUUGUGGUCCAGCCCUUUAGAAAGGCCUAAAAUUUAGGGAAAGGGGAGGACAAAUGAACAUGUGUGGUCUAUAAAUGCCAUUCAUGGGAUGGGACAAAACCCAUCCAACUAACUCUUUACCCAAAAACCUUAUCCCAUCAAAGCUAAGGUUCCAAAAACACCUCAAAAAAAUAAAAAUAAAAAAAUAAAAAUAAAAUCACAAAAUCAAAAUUAUAUAUAUGAUUCUCUCUUGCUCUCUAAAUUUUUUUGUCAUUUUGAUUAUGUUAACCUCCAAAUAUUAGGAACAUUUAUUUGGUGCUAGUAAUUGUUACGAAAUGAAAUGAUUUCUCUUUAAUCAGAAUAAUUAUAUUCGCAAUAAGUGCGUCGUGGAAAAGUAUAUAUUCAUCGAGCUAGGACAAAAUUGAAGUCUACGAUUAGAAACAUAAGAUUCAUCGUUACAGAUAAGGUGAUCACAUCAAUCGUGGGGUAGUGCCUUUAUGAUUUUAUCACGCCUAGAGGAAUUAGACAAUUCAAUAUUAAUAUGUUUUGACCCCCAAAAAAACAUUUAAAAAAAAAAACAAAAGGGUCUAUUGAGCAAUUCAAUCUAGGUACAAUGGCAAUGGGAAAGGCAAAAAAGUUUGUGAUUGCUACUGUUUGUCUAUUUAUUACACUAUUUGUAAAGGUGGGGCAAAAAAAAAAAA
This is a messenger RNA of Camellia sinensis, 5001 nucleotides long. Lineage: Eukaryota; Viridiplantae; Streptophyta; Magnoliopsida; Ericales; Theaceae. The record is from RefSeq and is a predicted model, not a curated record.